This is a messenger RNA of Meloidogyne enterolobii, 888 nucleotides long. NCBI's taxonomy places the organism in Eukaryota, Metazoa, Nematoda, Chromadorea, Rhabditida, Meloidogynidae. The record is from the annotation of a GenBank genome assembly.
GGGAUGGUUGUUGGAUUAAGCAGGUUAGAAGCAGGAAAACAAAGGAACUUGACUAAAAUUCAGUAUGUCAGCUCUGGCUGUUUUAGUGGUGUAGCAACUCGUUUAGUAAUUCAGCCUCUAGAUGUUGUUAAAAUUAGAUUUCAGUUACAAGAGGAGCCAUUAUAUGGUGAUAAUAGAGGGAAGUAUAGUGGAAGGAUGUUAAAAACAAUGAGAAUGAUUUGGAAGGAGGAAGGCUUUAAAGCAUUAUGGAGAGGUCAUAUUCCUGGACAGGCUCUUUCCGUUACCUAUGGUGUUAUUCAAUAUUCUACUUUUGAGGCAUUAAGCAGUGAAAUUGUUAAACUUGGACUUGGAAAAUAUAAAAUGACUGCAGAUUUUCUUUGUGGAUCAAUUGCUGGAUCUUUGGCAACAGCUUGUUCCAUGCCUUUUGAUGUUAUUCGUACUCGAAUGGUGGUUUCGCAAGGUUAUCGAAAUUUAUUACACCCAAUUAAUAAAACUUGGACAAAGGAAGGAAUUGGUGGAUUCUUUCAUGGGAACAUUAACAACAAACUUGAGAAGGAAUCUCAUUCAAAUGUUACCAAACAAUUAAAUAGGCUAGCCUCAGGUGCUUUAGCUGGCAUUGUAGCCAAAACAAUAACGUAUCCAUUAGACUUGGUCAGACAUAGGCUACAGAUAAAUGAACGUAUUAGGCCUGGAGCCUUCGGUCAGACGACUGCUUACGGCGGAAUGACAGCCACCAUUCGCGGAAUUGUUAAACAUGAAGGUUUUACAAGUUUAUAUAAAGGUAUUUGGCCUGCUUUGCUCAAAGAAUCAACACAGACGGCGCUCUCAUUCUUUUUCUAUGAACUUGCUUGUGACAUUCUCUCAGGGGCAUUAUUUAAUUCAAAAUAG